CAGCUAAAACCAACACGUUUAUUUUAACCCAAAAAUAUGGAGCUCUUCGGAACAGUAAUUUUAGCAGCUAUCGUACUGGGUUUGCUGUUUUUCUCUUUCUCUAAGAGAGACACGAUUCGUUACAGUAACAUGCCGCCAGGUCCGACUCCCUUGCCGAUAAUAGGGAACCUGUUGCAGAUGAACGGUGGGAGACCGCAUCUGAGCUUCUUAAAGAUGAGCAAAACGUACGGCCCCGUGAUGACGGUUCACCUUGGUCAGCAGCCCGUGGUGGUUCUGGUCGGGUUCGAGGCGGUCCAUGAAGCGCUCGUGAAACAAGCGGACGCAUUCUCUGGCAGAGCUGAAAUCCCGGUAUUCAUGAAGGUCAACGAGGGAUACGGAAUAAUUUUCACUAACGGGGAGCGCUGGAAACAGCUCCGCCGUUUUUCUCUGUCCACAUUCAGGGAUUUUGGGAUGGGGAAGAGGAGCAUUGAGGAGUGGAUCCAGGAGGAAGCUCGACAUCUUGUAAAGGAAGUUAGAAAAAACAAAGGACACCCCUUUGAUCCCACUUUCUUCUUGAGUCGUGCUGUGUCUAACAUCAUCUGCUGCAUCAUAUUUGGGCAGAGAUUUGAAUACCACGAUGACAACUUACUUCACCUCCUGUCCCUACUCAACACAAAUGUGCGAUUAAUCAGCAACCCUUUCACUCAGCUGUACAACAUUUUCCCAAGCCUCAUAAAAAUCAUGCCAGGCGUUUAUAAUAAGAUUUCGAAUAAUGCAAAGCAGCUGAAGCAAUUUGUCUCAGAGCAAAUUGAGAAGCACAGAGAGACACUGAUGGCUGACAGCCCUCGUGAUUACAUCGACAACUUUCUUAUCAGAAUGAAGCAGGAAAGUGGAAAUCCUUUCACAGAAUUUAAUGGAAACAACUUGUUGAUCAAUGUUGCCAAUUUCUUUUCUGCUGGAACUGAGACAACCAGCACCACUCUACGUUAUGGACUCCUAAUCCUCAUCAAAUAUCCUAACCUUCAGGAAAAGAUUCAUCAAGAGAUUGACUCUGUAAUAGGCAGGGAACGCCCUCCUUCAGUGGAAGAUCGCAAAAAUAUGCCUUUUACGGAAGCCAUGAUCCAUGAAAUCCAAAGGUUUAUCGAUCUCGUCCCCUUGAAUCUUGCCCAUUCAACCACAAGAGAUGUAAUCUUCAGGGGAUACAAUAUCCCAGCGAAGACAGUGGUGAUCCCUGUGCUCCAUUCAGUGCUGUUUGAUAAAACACAUUGGGAAACUCCUUAUACCUUCAAUCCAAGACAUUUCUUAGAUGAGAAUGAUCAGUUUAAAAUAAACCCAGCCUUUAUGCCAUUCUCAGCAGGAAAACGAAUUUGUGCCGGUGAAGGUCUGGCCCGUAUGGAAAUCUUCUUGUUUUUUGUGACCCUCCUACAGAAUUUUUCUUUCUCAUCAUUAGAUGACUCUGAAAAAAUCAACCUUAGUCCAUACGCCAGCUCACUUGUAAAUGUACCCCAAGUAUACAAACUUAAUGUCCAUGCACGUUAGGAAGAAAAGGUCAUUAAAAUGUAAACAUUUAUGAAUGAGGUCAAAGAGCAGCUUUGGUUGAACUAAAUUAUUUAGAAUAGUUUGGGUGAUUAUAUUUGUCAAACAGCCUAAAAAUUGCAUACAGGACCUUCUUGGUUAAUGUCUAAUCAAUGUGAUUGUGGAUUUCCCCUCAGGGUCAAUUAAAAUCUAUCUAUCUAUCUAUCUAUCUAUCUAUCUAUCUAUCUAUCUAUCUAUCUAUCUAUCUAUCUAUCUAUCUAUCUAUCUAUCUAUCUAUCUAUCUAUCUAUCUAUCUAUCUAUCUAUCUAUCUAUCUAUCUAUCUAUCUAUCUAUCUAUCUAUCAUAAAGUGACUUUCCAUUCUCUCAAUUUCUACUUUUUUUUUCUUUUAAAAUCAAAAACAUCAGAGUUCGUUUCAUGUAAUCCAUGUUAGUGCUCUGAUCGUUGGAUUUCUAGUUAUGUUAUUUUAUCUUUUCUCAUUAAACAUAAUGUCAUCUGCAUCUAUUGUGUUUUCUUGUAUUGUGAAGGAGUUAAAUGCCUUGGAGCAAUUCUGGUACUACCCAAAAGAAAAGAUGCAAAAGAAAUACUGUUUGAUAUAAGUGCUCAAUAACCCUGUACUUUAUAAAAUUUACUGAAAAGUGGAACAAAAUAAAGUAGGUAGAAUGGAAAUUUGUCUAAAUAAUUGUUUUGUUAAAGAUAUAUUAGGCAGUUUAAUUCUUUUGAGCACUGCUUUAUUUUGACCACUUUGCAGAAUCUGUUUUCAGUUUUAUAUUAAGAAAUCUUUUUUAGCCGAUUAUUGUCAAAAUGUCCAAUUUAAAUCUAAUGUAAAUUCAGUGUUGUAUAACAAUAAAAUGUAUAAACCUCCA
Messenger RNA from Erpetoichthys calabaricus (reedfish), 2379 nucleotides. Its product is annotated as cytochrome P450 2B19-like. Gene Ontology annotation, molecular function: heme binding; oxidoreductase activity, acting on paired donors, with incorporation or reduction of molecular oxygen, reduced flavin or flavoprotein as one donor, and incorporation of one atom of oxygen; iron ion binding. The record is from RefSeq and is a predicted model, not a curated record. Lineage: Eukaryota; Metazoa; Chordata; Cladistia; Polypteriformes; Polypteridae. Bases 37 to 1518 code for a protein of 493 amino acids. The transcript is spliced from 9 exons. Gene Ontology annotation, biological process: xenobiotic metabolic process. Gene Ontology annotation, cellular component: cytoplasm; intracellular membrane-bounded organelle.